AUGCCGCCGAAUCUGAGAUGUGUUGUCGCGCAGGGAUGGAGAUCGACUCGGUCUCGCCGCAAUUUCUCUUCGUCGUCUGGUAGCAACGGAGAAACUGAAAGCUUCUACGAGGACUUGAAGUUGAGUGUAUAUCCUUCUUUCAAGACUUUUAAAUUUAUGACAUGGGCCAUGUAUGGAUAUGCAGGCUACGGUUUUACAGAAGUGUACCAGUUCUGCAAACUCUACCCAAAACUGAUUGAACUAAGAGAUUAUAAUUGGGAACAGGGAUGGAGAUCGUCUGGGUCUCGCCGCGAAUUUACUUCAUCGCGUGGUAGGCACGGAGAGACUGAAAGCUUCUACGAGGCCUUGAAGUCUCUGUACAAAAAUCCAGAUUCCAAGGGAUCGAUCGAGUUUAAGGAGAAGCUCACAGAACGAUUUCUUGCUGUGCUCACGGGACUUUUCGUAGGUUUUGCGACAAUCAAAACGCCUUCACGUAGAAUCGCUCGCCGCUUGGAAGAGGAGAUGAAAGUGUUUGAGGAGAUGCAAUCCAAAGGAGAUGAGCUGAGAUGA
Molecule: messenger RNA, 549 nt
Organism: Microthlaspi erraticum
Lineage: Eukaryota; Viridiplantae; Streptophyta; Magnoliopsida; Brassicales; Brassicaceae
Source: the annotation of a GenBank genome assembly